Messenger RNA from Peromyscus maniculatus bairdii (prairie deer mouse), 1632 nucleotides. RefSeq names its product interleukin 31 (gene Il31). The record is from RefSeq and is a predicted model, not a curated record. NCBI's taxonomy places the organism in Eukaryota, Metazoa, Chordata, Mammalia, Rodentia, Cricetidae. Gene Ontology annotation, molecular function: cytokine receptor binding; cytokine activity.
UGUCUCACCUACUUUGUGUGUGUGAUUUGAAACUCGGUCGUAAAUGUUUCUUCAAAGCUCAAAAACAUUAGUUUAUUUUUCAGACAGUGAUUUUUUUUCUAUAUGACCCAAACUGGCUUUGAAUCUGUGACCUCCUUCUUGUCUCAGCCUCCUGAGUGCUAAGAUUACAGGUGUGAGCCACCUCGCUUUGUUCCAACAAUUAACUGCUUCCCGUUACUUGGGAAAUGGAAGACAUCGCCACCAAAUAAUUCUUGAGCCCUGGUUGUGGUCCUAGAGCCAGAAGUCACGAGGAUGCAGGUGAGGAUCCGGGGGGGCAAGCAUGGUAGCGUGGAAGAUCACACCUACGCUGUGCUCGUCGGAGCGAUCCCUAUUCACCGGCACGGAUGUGCGUCAGGAAUGCCCACAGAUGGACCACUCUGGAAUUCACAGUGACUCUAUGCCUACACGGGGCCUCCCCGAAAUUCCCUGCAGGGCAUUUGCCCCUCAGCCCUCAUCAAGUCAUUUCUUCCUCAGUGGUUGUACACUUCGAGCUCUGGGCUUCAAAAUUUCCUCUCAUUAAGUCAACGAGCACUUUCCAAGAAGAAAGAGAUGCCCAAGAUGCGUGUGCCUUCCUGUGCGGUAUGUGUAUGUGUCGGUGUGUGUUUGCGCGCACGCGCAUGCACAGUUGUGACUCAGGCCUCUGCCUGCCUUGAGGGUAACCUCAGCGUUUCCUUCCAGCCCCGCUUUCCCCGGGGCCGUGGCUGGCAGCCUUUUGAAAGUGUUUUCUGGAGAAAAGCUGAGCAAUGGUUUUGCCAUGGGCGGGCCUUUGAUCUCCUCCUCACGCUGGCCCUUUAUAUAUUGCCGGGUGGCCAUGGCGAACCCAUCAAGCUCCAGAGGCCACGAGCAGAGCAGGUUUCCCUCCAGCCUCUCACCGUCGUCAUGAUCUUCCACACAGGACCAACGAAGCCUGCCCUGAUGCUGCUCUGCUGCAUGGGAACCUGGCUGGCCAUCUGCAGCCUACCCUUUGGUGCACCAACAGCAAAGAUCGGAACUAUACUUGAAUUCUUGAAAGGGGACUUGGAGGAGCUUUAUAAAAACUAUAGCAAAUGCCAGGCGGCUGGGAUGGAAACUGACGAGUCUCUCCAGCUGCCAUGUUUCACCCCGGGCUGCGAAGCGUCAGCCAACAUCUCAACCAUCAAAGCCUAUCUGGAGGAGGUCGAGAGGCUGAACGAGAACAAUAUAAGCACAGCUCAUAUCAGAAAACGGCUGGACGACAUCAGGUGUUCCGACCCACCGAAACCAAGCGUUUCUGGGCCCGAAGACUUCUAUGAACGUAAAAUCUUUACACUGACUGUCUUUAAGAGGCUCUCAGACUGCAUGGCAAAAUUGGGGGCUAAGAAUAAUACAUCCGGAGUGAUGGGGUAGAUAGAGCUCCAGGGAAGAAUCCCAGCAUCCUCAGCAGCACCUGUCCUGGGAAAGCUGGCCUUGCAAUGCUGGAAUUAACUCGAAAGAGAUUGAGCCAUUGUGACAAGCUUUGUUAUUUAUGAUGUCUUUAUUCUGUCCACCGAAACCUUAGUCUUCUGCCCUUGCGGGGGCCGGAAGUGGCAGCUGUAUUUAUUUAUUGGUAUUUAUGUACUGAGUUGUUAUCGCUCC